AUGGGUGCCAAGGAAGUCGUCUCCAAUCUCGCAAAGGCUUUUGCUAAUUCUCCUCUUGCCAAGUACACCAAGUAUUUGAAUCCAUACACUCCAGCAAGAUAUUGGGCUGAUCAAGGAAAGAAGGAAUAUGCCAUCAUUUACUUCUUCUCCUGGUAUGUCCUUGCCGGACUCUACUUUGCCAACAAGGGAAAGAAGAAUCCAGAACAAAAGUAA
Naegleria lovaniensis is the source of this 213-nucleotide messenger RNA. RefSeq lists its product as uncharacterized. The transcript is spliced from 2 exons. The coding region runs from base 1 to 213 and encodes 70 amino acids. Lineage: Eukaryota; Heterolobosea; Eutetramitea; Acrasida; Naegleriidae. The record is from RefSeq and is a predicted model, not a curated record.